AUGGUAUAUUUCUUUUUCAAGCACAACGGUGCCGAUCGUAGAUCGACUCGAUCCAUGCUGUGCCAUAUCAUCACACAGAUAAUCCACUCAGACGAUACAAUGAUGCGGUUUGCCUGCGAUAAAUGCUCUCCCUUAGACUACCUUCAUACUUCUUUCCUAAAAGGUCUAGCCUCAGAUUGCUUGUUAUUUCAGCGUGAUCACAUCAUCGUUCUUGAUGGCCUCGACGAGGCCCAGGACAAUGAACCAGAAAGCGUUCUAAAGUGGUGUCUCUAUGAUCUCCUCCAAACUGCCAUGUCGCAAGGGAGUCAUGUGAGAAUUCUGAUUUGCGGACAGGAAGAGGGAAGAAUUGAGCCAUUUCUAUCUUCGUACCCUCAAAUCCGACUACACACUUUAGACCCGCACAGGAAGGAUAUUGAGGAGUACUGCAAGGACCGGGCUUCUGUAAUCAGCUCCAGAUUCCGUCUUCCAUCUGAUGACGAAUCAGAUUUGAUCAUCAAAGUUUCAAAGGCAGCAAAAGGGCAUGUUUCUGUAUGCAAAAGUCGUGCUAGCAAACCUCAUAUCGAUAGAGUCGAGGAAGGAGUUCAAAGCCGAGCUCAAAGACAACGAGUUUCCACGAGACCUAGAUUAAGCGUUAGUUACGAGCGCAUUGUCCAGCGCAUUAUACAUACAGCUGGUAGGUCUGCGCAAGCAAGCGCUAAGCAGAUUCUUGGUUGGUUGAUCUGUUCUGAAAGACCACUUCGAUGGCGCGAGAUACAAUCAAGAUUCUGUAUAGAUGUUGACGACGAACUUUGCGACCAAGAAGACGUUCGUGCGGAUGGCUGCAAGAAGCUUUGCAGUUCACUAGUAGAUGUUACAAACUGUGAAAUGUUUCCAGGAGCCGAGUCUGAGCAGACUCUGACCAUGAUCCACGAAACAGCAAGCAAGUAUCUUAUCUACACCAAUACCGUUGAUGUUAUGCAAGAGCAUAUCGCCAUGUCCCUGUUUUGCUGCCGCUAUCUUGGUUCCAAACCCUUUUUCAGCAUUGAAACCGACGAAUUGAGGGAAGUGGUUGAAUCAGGCUACUUUGGUUUCAUGGACUAUGCUGCUUCAUCCUACGAACCUCACAUUAAGAAAGCCAAUCUCUUGCUAACCGAUGCUGGCUCGGACUUGGCGGUGAAAAUAAAAGACGCCUUGUCGAAUUUGGAAGACUCAUAUAAUACCAUCAUCCCACACGAUGCAGCUGAUAUGGAUGCGCUCGCAGGCAGCUCCGAGGAAACUAACAAAGUCCUUGUUCAAGCUAUACAAGAUAAGGUUUUGAUAUACGAACGACGAUUCACACCCACUGGGAUAAUCUGUCCCAGAACACAGGUUUCAAAGAACUCGAAGGCGAGAAAAGGCACAAGUGUCCUAUCAUUCAUUGCGACAAGUUCUGUGUUGGCUACCUGA
Messenger RNA from Fusarium venenatum, 1425 nucleotides. Lineage: Eukaryota; Fungi; Ascomycota; Sordariomycetes; Hypocreales; Nectriaceae. The record is from RefSeq and is a predicted model, not a curated record.